AUGGCUACACAUUCAGUUGAUAUUUCUGAAAAAAAAGAUGAGAUCACAAGCAUUUCAAGUGUUGAAGAAAAGAAAUUAUUAAAAAAACUUGAUUUAAGAAUCAUUCCUUUACUUACACUUAUUUUUACCCUUAAUUUCUUGGAUAGGGUUAAUAUUGGAAACGCGAGAUUAGCUCAUUUGGAACGUGAUCUUAAUUUAACUGGAGUUGAAUUUAAUUGGUGUUUAGGCAUAUUCUUUUUUGCAAGAUUUUUAUUAGGUGUUUUUGAAUCGGGUCUUUUUCCUGCUAUCGUAUUUUACAUUACAAAAUGGUAUACGAGAUCUGAACGAAGUUAUCGAAUUAGUUUGUUUUUUUCCGGUGCUACAAUUUCUGGUGCAUUUAGUGGUCUUUUAGCAUUUGCUAUUAUAAAUUUAGAUGGUAAAUUUGGUUUGAGUGGUUGGCGAUGGAUAUUUCUUAUUGAGGGGUCAGCAACAGUCAUUGUUUCAUUUUUCUCUUACUUUUUAAUCACGGAUUAUGUGGAAACUGCUACUUGGCUUACAGAAGAUGAACGAAAAUUAGCUGUUAAUCGGUUACUGCUUGAUGAGGGACAUGGCCAUACAACUCGUUUUGAUAAAUCUCAAAUUUUUCAAGCUUUUAAAGAUUUGAAAGUCUACAUAUUUAUGUUUAUGUAUUUUUGUAUACUUGUUAAUAUGUAUUCUUUUGCUUUUUUUAUUCCAACCAUUGUAAAUGGUUUGGGAUUUAAUGCUGCGAUAUUAGCUGAUCACCAUAAAAUUCGUAGUCCAUAUUUGAUAUCUUGUUUGUUAGUGGCAAUCAUAGGAUACGCAUUAAUUAUUUCAGAGAAUUCUAGUAUUGCUUUGAAAUAUUCUGGUGCUUGUAUUGUUGGAUUGGGUAUAUUUGCAUGUGUACCUAAUUUACUUGUAUGGACAUUAAAUAAUCUGUCUGGUGACUUGAAACGUGCUGUAGGCACCGCGAUGGCGAUUUCCUGGGGUAAUCUAGGUGGUAUAGUAAGUGCGCAAUUAUACAGACCUAGUGAUGCACCGACUUAUAAAUUUGGUCAUUCCAUUGCAUUAUCACUUUUGAUUGCUUCGGUAUUGUUAUCUAUAGUUCAAUAUUAUUACUUGAAUAGAAUGAAUAAUUAUAAACUUAAUGAUCCUGAUAGGUUUUUAAAAGGAAUUAAUGAGGAGGAGGCUAAGCAUUUGG
Dentiscutata erythropus is the source of this 1198-nucleotide messenger RNA. Lineage: Eukaryota; Fungi; Glomeromycota; Glomeromycetes; Diversisporales; Gigasporaceae. The record is from the annotation of a GenBank genome assembly.